AUGUCGGCGGCUUUGGAGGCGGCGCAGCUGACGGCGAAGGAGGCUUUGGAGUCGAAGGAGGCGGUCCAGGUGGCCUUCGAGGAGUCCGAGCGGGCCAGGGCUUCCGAGAUCGAGGCUGCCGUUCAGGAGGCGAUUCAGGGCUACCGUCGGUCUACCGAGUUUUCUACCUUGCUGGACAAGGAGGUAGGCUCGGAAAUGGCGGACCUACUCUACCGUUUCAAGCGGUACAACCCCGGGAAAAAGCUCAACCUCAACUUCAUUGCCGAUCCCCCCCCCCUUCCUGAAGGCAUAACCGAAGAAAUGGUCGAGGAGUACGAGGGGGAGGACAUGACAGAGGAGGUCCCAGCUGAUCCCGAAGGGGGUGCUGCCGAAGCCGAUGGUGCUGCCCCUGAUGCCGAUGAAGCUGCCGCCUGA
Prunus armeniaca (apricot) is the source of this 414-nucleotide messenger RNA. The record is from the annotation of a GenBank genome assembly. NCBI's taxonomy places the organism in Eukaryota, Viridiplantae, Streptophyta, Magnoliopsida, Rosales, Rosaceae.